Messenger RNA from Stylophora pistillata, 5447 nucleotides. RefSeq lists its product as uncharacterized. Gene Ontology annotation, cellular component: U7 snRNP. Gene Ontology annotation, molecular function: U7 snRNA binding. The record is from RefSeq and is a predicted model, not a curated record. NCBI's taxonomy places the organism in Eukaryota, Metazoa, Cnidaria, Anthozoa, Scleractinia, Pocilloporidae. Gene Ontology annotation, biological process: mRNA 3'-end processing by stem-loop binding and cleavage.
GGCGGCCAAAACUUCUAGAAUAGAGAUGGACGAUAAAUUGGAUUUUUUAUCCUCAAAGUUCGAUCCAUUGAAAGCCCUAUACAACAGAAACCUUCAACCACCAAUCCUUAACAUAAAAGUAUUCAAUAAUCUGGUAGAAUAUGCAGUUGCAAUCAAAGAGGGAAAGACGAAGUCAACUACAGUAUCCACGAGGAAUAAAGCGCAAAGUGUGAAAUCUUUAGCACCACAUGCUGCCUCUAGAACGAAAAAUCUUAAACCAGAGUACAAACCAGCUGAGAAGGAAGUUCUGCAAGAAAGACUUAAGGCUAUUGCUGAGUCAAAAGCAUGUACCGCCGAGGACAGAAAAACUGGGAUGAAGAUGGGUGGGCGAUUAGAAGACACAAAACUGCGCGAAUUUAUGCUGGCCGAGGAAACCUUUAAAGCACAACAACGAAAGAAGAAACGGAUGGAUGUGAUACAAAAAAUGGAAGAUCUUAGGCAAGGACCUUUCAGAAUACUUCACACUUGUCUUACUGAGAGGCGCAGAAUACAAGUGUGGACAAGGAGAUACAAAGGACUGCGCAGUGUUCUGGCUGGAUACCUUGUUGCUUUUGAUAAACACAUGAAUCUUGCUCUGUUUGAUGUGGAUGAGGUUUACACCUUAGAAGAAAGAGUUGAAAGGCAAGAGUCUCCCGAAAAAACAAAGAAAAAGAAAAAGAGAAUGAAGAAGACGGCAAAUGCUCUGCUAGAAAAUGAAAUAACAGAAGAGAUCAUGAAAAGCGAAUCUGCUGACAGAAACUCCUCUACAAUGUUUGUUAUUGAUUUUCAGGCUAGUACGAAGACGUUCCUGCCUUGUACAAAUGCCAAACCUUCUUCCAAUUGUAGUAAAUCCACCUGCAGCAAUACAGUUGAAUCGGUUUGCGAUGUUUCUAAAGAUGCUUUUGAAGAUUCUUCGUCACCAUCAGCAAAAGCCCUGAGUACAGCUUUACAAACUCCUUUCUUUCAUCCUGUGGAUCAUGCUCACCAAUCUCCUCUCACAACUGAUGAUGAAAAUUCUGCAAGUAAAGAGUCUGAGGAUCUAAAAGAUUCUAAAGGAAGCGAUAAUUCAGUAUCAAAAAAUAAGUCUGAUUUUCAAACGAUAAAAACCCCAACGAGAGGUGUAAGUGUCUGUGUCAAUGGUAACGGAAAGAACGUUCAGAUUGGUAACGAGCAAGAACCCACGCAGACACACAAUUUUGAAUUCAUGACAGAAAUGAGUGGGGAGACAGUAAAGGAAGAACGGCCUUUACAUUGUACCCAUGGAGAGAAACGAAUCGAAAGGACUGAAAACGCUAAUGGAUCUAAUAUUAUGCAAGGAGAGACCCAUUAUAUCGAGGUUCAUGCUAGAAACUUAACAAAAUUGGAGCUUUGCGGAAGUCUCGAAACAGCCCACUGUGGUGAAGCAUCAGUACCAUUUGUGGAAGAUAAGGACUGUGGUGCUAUUAUUGUACGUGACUCUCGCCUUGUGGAUAAUGACACCAUUUUACUUCGUCGGGAAAAUAAUGUGAAACACGACAAAGAGCAAAUUGAACGAGCUGUGGCUGAAAGAAAUUCUCCUAUGACACUCUUGGAGUGCUAUGAAUCAGGGGAAAGUGAAGAGAAUGUAGAGAAACUACAGGGGUCCAUCGAAUGUGUACCACUCUCCUCAAAGAAAGUUGAUGAUUUUAUUGGUUCAGUUAGCAGGGACUCGACUGUAGAUAUUUCAUCUUGUCUGAGCACACGUGAACCAGGUUUGCCGUCUGUAAACGAAACUUGUGGAGCAACGAAAGCGACAGCAGAAAAAGGGAACAAUGCAGAGGCAGUGCACGAACAGGAGGAAAGUGUCUUCGCCGACGAGAAAUUCCAAAAUAGAAAUAUCAUACUUGCUUUAGAUGGUAUCAUUCAAUUGGAGAGUGAAAGUAAAGACUUGGAAUAGGUUAGUCGUGAUGAUUGGACAGGUCCUCUUGGGCAGAUUUCAAGUGGAAGAGAAACUGAUGAAAGUUUGUAUAUGGAUUACAAAGAUACGGAGAAUUGUCAAAAUAUUGAAAAAGGAAAUCCGGUCAACUUCAAAGGUAAUGAGCGCUCUACAGUGAAUAAAGCACCAGAAGGGUUUAGAAGAACAGAAAGUAACUUUGCAUUAAGGUCAGCCCGUCUUCUCGUGGCAAAUGAAGAUACACAAGAGACGACUUCGCACUUUAUUCGUGGGGAUUGUCAUGUUAGCGAGACAUGUUUCACAAGUCAAUCCGUGUGCAUCACCACUACCGAGGCAACUACAUGUAAGGAGAUACCAGCAUUCUCGUCUUUUUCUUCCUCUCUUAUCUACUCCGAUCGAGACUUCCAGCCAAAAGAAAGCAUAUGUAGUACUAGAUUGGAUAGUGUAAGCGAGACUGGAAGUAUCCUCCAGAAUGCGGUAGUAAAAGCCACUCAGCCAGGACCUUUGAAAGCGGACGGUGAAUAUGAUCUUGAAGCCAAAAAGGAUGAACGCCCAUCCCUCAUGUUUUUAAAUCCAUCUGAUUCCACUAUAGGGGAAUUCUCAGAUUCACAAGAAAAUCGAUGCAAUCUUAGGUCUUCUACCGUGGAUAGUAGAGGGGACCCUAUUUCUCCCGCUACUUGUGUUGUGGUUAGUACCGAAGAGGAAAAGAUUGACAAAGAACUACAGCCAGAAACUGUCUCUAACGCCACUUCAGAGUUUUGGAAGACUGACCAUCUGAAAUCCAGUGGCAAAGGUCCGUCUCUACAAUGUGGAGCAAAGCUUGAUCAAAGAAAAAAGGAGGAAGGAGUUUCGUUCGCAAAGAAAACGAAUGAAUUUAAGGAGAUUGAAGAUAAGGAGGAAGGUGAAAUUACUUCCGAGGAAGGUGAAAUUACUUCCGAGGAAGAAGGCGCUUUAGAGGCUCAAAAGCAGAAUGAAGAAGAUAAAGAAGAAGGUGAACUUUCUUCGUCUGACUCCGAUGUAGAGAUUGCUAUCAAAGCUUCUUCACGGGGAACCCAACAAGAGACAGCCCGUCACAAAAAUGAAGUAGGGGAAGGCAAAAAUAAAUUCAGAAGGAAAGAAAAAGAGUUGUGUUUGAUAAGGGGCCAGUUGACGGCUGAAUUACGUGAGAAAUCGUUUAAGGAAAAGUCCAGAGAACCUGGAAAUUCAGGACAUGAGGGAAGAGCUUCUUUGUCUUCUGCUAAAACGUCCGAUUUGCGAGCAAAGUUAAGUCAAAUGAGGAAAAAGCGAUCACUUUUGAGCAGCGGGUCUUCAGGUACUGACACUAAAGCUCAUGAUUACAGUCUUCGUGGAACACAAUCGGCUGCAAAACAAGAAAAAGUUAAACAAGAUGGUUUGAACGCUCUAAAUAAAGCGAACAAGAAGGAUAUUAAACUAAUGGGGUCUUCUCAGACAAAGAGGGAACAUACAGACAACCCUUUAUGAGGAAGCGGGUCUUCUCCUGAUUGUAACCCUCUGAGUAAUGACAGAAGGAGCAAAGUAAAAGGAAGCACUGAAACAGCGAUAGCACGAAGUAGUAGAUCUCAUCAGGAAGUUGAUGAUAUAAAAAGGAAAAUGAGAAGCACAAACUCAAGACGCAAAACUGAGGGUCGUUCUCAGAGCUCCCACUUCAAGUCGAAUAAAACUGAUCCAAACUCUACUCCUCACAUUGAGUCAAAAUGCAAGGAAAACAAAGGUAGUUCAGGUAGUGUUGAAAGUCAUCGAACAAUAGUGAAGGCGAGAAAACCGUCAAUCAUUCAUGGCACGUUAAUAGUGAAGAAUAGCUACAGUAGUGAAGACAAGAAAUUAGCGAAAGAUUCUGAAAUGGUAGUAGGGCAGAAAAUGAAAGCAAGCGCGAGCUCGCAAGUAUCGGUGUCUGGAAGUUUACCUAAACGCGUUACGAUUGAGAAUUCGAAGAAUGAGGGCUCAGCUGGGAAGUGCACUCUUCGAAACAGCGAUUUAAGUGAUCACUUAUCUGAUUCACGUGAUGAGAGAAGCUUGGGACGUCAUUCGGAGAGUGAAACAACAUCGACUCAAGCCAAGGGCAGUAGUGAAAGUGACAUCGACGGCCGAAGGAAGACAAGUUCACAAGCAUUAAUGUCACAACUCAAAGAGCAAAGUAAGUCAAGGGGUAACCUUAAAGUGACAGAUGAGUCAAAAGAAGUGGUAGCUAAUGCUGCGAAACAGCAGUCGCACAGAAAAAAAGGGGUAUUAAAACAGGCUAAGACCACAGUCAAGGUUUCUCCACGAAAUGCGUCUAGAAAGGUUGUUAAAAAUGCGAAUGCGAACGUUACUUCUAAAACCAAAAGGCAACCUGAACAAAGCGAGAUAGGAGGCACUAGGAAGCGAAGGAGAGCUGGCAGUGAAACAGUAUUGCAGCAGGUAAAGAAAUUGCGUCUUGAACCGGAAGACAAAGAUCCUCCAAAAUUACCUGAAGAUGCUUCAACAUUUGAGAUUCCCCGAUCUAAUUUGAAACGUGGCGAAAAUGGUACUAAGAUCGAAAAUCAAAGACCUACUUGCAAGAACAGUCAUUCUGAAAUAAGAAUGGAUGGACAUGACGACCUUGAAAGAACGAAAACCCUGACAUAUAAAGAUGGCUCUCAGAAAAACACUAAUAGACUGCACAGCCCUCAGCUUAAAACAGUUAUAGUAGGUGGUAACAAAUGUUUAGUGUACAAACAUCGUCAUGUUAACCAGUUGUUUCUCAGAGGAGAUAACGUUGUCAUGGUAGCUUACGCAAAGUGAUGCAGACGAUUGGCUUUUACCUUAAAAUGGAAGAAAAUUUAUGAAAUAGGCUUAAAUCAAUUGUGAAUCUAAAUUUCGCCCAGGUAAUAAAUUGUGUUACCUUAUACAUCUUUAACAUAGAAGGCAACGAUAACGUACGCAUAUAAUUUUUUUCACUGUGAGGAGAGGUGAAUGAUUGGGCAACGCAGCAGAUUACACGUUUAUGUUAAGGACCUAAGUUUGCACAAUGUUCAGUGGCAUUAAACCCGUCGCAAUUUGUAAACAUAGAAACAGGGAGUUUCCAACAUAAAAAGCAGCACUGUAGUUUUCGUUGUAGAUUUUUGCUGGCUUUCCCAAUCCUUCACCUCACCAAGAAAACACACACUCUUAAUUGUGAGCAUAAACUGAAUGAACAGACGUUUCUAACCAAGUCAGGAUUAUUUGACACACAGCCAGUGUAAAACUAUUAAAAGGGUCGACAGCUUGAGAACGGGAUGAAUUUACAAGAGAAUACUAAUUUGAAGUGUUUCAGCAAAAGGGUUACCCCAACUCAUAACAAAAAUUUGCCUUAUUGGCCGGAUAUAGUGAGCAUCUGCUAUUGUAACGUGAAACAAAGGUCUUUGGCUGCUAUUUAUUGAUUUCGUAUUUAUUUGCAGAGUCUGAAAGGAAACAGAUCAAACGUUUAUCUCAGUAUCAACAGUAACAAGUAGAAAGUAUUAAACUUUUACAUCGAAAAUGUUAAACGUUAGAGAAGUAA